AUGGCCUCCCGGCUCCCGCUUAUUUGCGGCUCCCAUCUGGCAUCCUCAGUGCUCAAGCCUCUUCUAGCCGGCCCUCGCCGCCUUGGAUGCGGCAGCUCAGUGUUCCCGCCGAGCGCCAAGGUCGGCGGGCCGAAGGCGCAGGUGGAGCAUCUGGCGUGGUUCUGGCAGCGUGUCAUCGAGAAUGAGAAGAAGAGCGAGCUGGACACCAGUAUCGAGCAGUGGGUCCCGGCGUCGCGGAUCACCGAGGCCGACGAGACCAAUGACACGACCUCGGUCAACCGGUCCCUCGACAAGUGCCUGUACUUCGUCGUGAAGAACCGCAAGACCGGCGUCUGGACCUUCCCGGCCUUCAAGUACAACCCUGACACCGAUACCACCUACGAUCUCAAGGGACAGGUGAGCCGUUUCAUGACGCGCUCCUUCGCCGGCUCCGAGGCCUCGCGUUUCUGGGUCACCUCCGACUGGCCGGCUGGCACCUUCAUUCACCCUGCGCAGAACAUGAAGCAAACACUCGUCGGCGCCUAG
Fonticula alba is the source of this 525-nucleotide messenger RNA. RefSeq lists its product as hypothetical. The coding region runs from base 1 to 525 and encodes 174 amino acids. Gene Ontology annotation, cellular component: mitochondrial large ribosomal subunit. Lineage: Eukaryota; Rotosphaerida; Fonticulaceae. The transcript has 4 exons. Gene Ontology annotation, molecular function: structural constituent of ribosome. The record is from RefSeq and is a predicted model, not a curated record.